ACUUAUUUGUGAUACAAACAGAGCUUUUCUUAACUUAAAAUUAAUAAGUAUAAUUUAAUAUCGUACAACGAUUAUUUUCUCGUUAACGAUUUGAUUUUUGCUUUGUUUAGCAUGAUAUUAUAAAAUAAUUACUAAAAAUUAACAGUUUGUAAAUUUCUUUUCUUGCUUGUGUAAGGACACACGUUUGUACUACAACAUUUGGAAAGAAAUUAUAAUACUUAAAAUUCUUUAAAUAGUUUUAGGUUUAAUUCUUUCGAAUAUUGAAUUCUUAUUAUAAUUUUGAUUUCGUUACUUUCAAUUACAUAAUAUUAAUGCUAAUUGUUGAACACCUCUAUUCAUAAUGUCAAUUCAUUAGCUUACUGAACAUAGCGAGGAGAGUGAUGCCUUGCUGAAUGGUAAACGUACAUUAUACAUUGAACAUACCCCGGAAAGAUAUCGUAAAUUCAAAAUAUGUCAUUUAUGAAUUAAAUAAAAUGUUAUUUAAAUAUUACAGACUUAAAAUCUUCUUGUUUAUAGUAAAUCCUUAGUGUGGGUAUUGAUUUUGACAACUAUUACUAAUUAGAGGGAGUGCGUUUGUUUAAUUGACGGGAUUACGUACACAUUUACUAUGGUCGUUUUUAAAAGUGAGCUGUUAAUUCAGCAAUGUGCUUACAAAGCUGCGACCGAAAAAUUUACCUGCCCAUUCAUUGUGAUUGUGGCAAGAAGCGAGGUUGUUGCAAUUGUUUCUUAGGACGCUCUCGCAUUUUAAAUAGUUCGACUACUAUUGCCGGAGAAGUAGGAUCUAAGAUAAUAUAAGUGUGACGGUGGGAGGCAUUACAGGUGUUGAAGAAGUAUUUAAUAAAUUACUAAGCGAACGUACCAAGUCUUGGCGAAAUCAACGUUAUCACACUAGGGGAGUAGAAAAGAACGAAAUAUCCCAUUUAAUUGCUUGGGAUACGGAAAGAAUUACACAAAAGCUCAAAACUGGAGAAACAAAAUCGUGUGAAGUUAAUUCGAGACAAGAUGGUCCUGGCUGAAAGAAAUUCAGAGCUGGUGCGUAAUGGGAGACGAUCACGCGGUCCAAGUCCAAAUGGGCACGGGGGAGGCGUUGCUGGUGGUGGUACAGUAGGGGCAAGCACAAAUAUUGGGAACAGUGGAGGUGUUGGUGGUACCGGAACUCCGGAAACUAGUUCCGAUGAUGACAAUUCAAUUAAGCGAAAUGGUAAAUCCAAAGCAAAACAAAGUGAAUAUGAAGAGAAAAUUCGUGUUGGUCGUGACUACCAGGCUGUAUGUCCACCUUUAAUACCUGAAAAUGAACGUAAACCAGAGGGCUUAAAUGAUCGAGCCCUUCUGGUAUGGUCACCCACUAGAGAGAUACCAGAUGCAAAACUUGAAGAAUAUAUAUCAGUAGCUAAAGAAAAAUACGGUUAUAAUGGCGAACAGGCAUUGGGUAUGCUAUUCUGGCACAAACAUGAUUUGGAACGUGCCGUAAUGGAUUUGGCUAACUUCACACCUUUCCCCGACGAGUGGACAGUAGAGGACAAAGUGCUAUUCGAACAGGCUUUUCAAUUCCAUGGCAAGAGUUUUCAUCGCAUCCGACAAAUGUUGCCCGACAAAUCAAUAGCUAGUCUGGUGAAAUAUUAUUACUCCUGGAAGAAAACGCGCCACAGACAAAGCGUUAUGGAUCGUCAAGAAAAAGCAAAAGCAAGUAAAGAAGGUUCAGAAAAUGGCAGUGAGAACGGCAGCAAUGAAGAAUCUGAUACAGAUGACAAGGAUCAAGCAUUGGCCUCAACUUCCGGGUUUCAAGAACAAAUGAAAAUAGGCUGUGCCACUUCUGCCGAUUUACCGAACAAAUUAAAUAAAUUGAGCGAAAACGGUGGUGUUUCUGGUAGCAGCAUUGGCGGUGGCGGUGGCGAAGCCGACAGUGAGAACACAGCGGCUUCUGUUUCGUUAAAUAUGAUCGCCCAAGGACGAGACAGUGGCCUAGUUGCCAAUGUUGGUGCUCUGGUAGUUGGUAUUAAACAUCAACGCCAACAGACGCCGCCCAAUACGGCGAAUACCGAUUCGUCAUGUUCCAAUGCAGACUCAGCAGGUUUGAGCGGUUGCUGUACCAAUUGUGGAGUUCCAUGUAGUGUGCUUAAUGCAUCGCCACACGGUAAACUAUGUUCAAGUUGCCACCACCAUUGGAGACGUACCGGUAAUAAGCGUCCCACUUCUGGUCCAUAUUUUGGUAAGCGGUCGCGCGAUCGCAAUGCUGAAAGACAUAAACGCAAACCACCUCGCGGCAUGUACAUCAAUCACGACGAUAUUGUGGCGCUGGCCAGAGCCAAUGACAAUCAAGACGAAAUGCUCGCUAAUACAGACAGGGAAAUCGUUUCGCUAUUGAGCCAAGUUCAGCUAAACAAACAGAAUAUAUCCGCGUUGAAACGUAAGAAUUCAGAGGGGUUAGACGAUAUGCGCCCAAUUGAAAACACGAAUCGCAUCAAUUCAAGAUGGUCCAAUGAUGAAGCUCUGCUCGUCGUACAAGGUGUGCGUAAAUAUGGCAAAGACUUUCAGACAAUAGCCGAAACUAUUGGCACGAAGACUGAAGCUCACGUGCGUACCUUUUUCGUAAGCAAUCGUCGGCGUUACAAUUUAGACCAGGAACUAAAAAAGUAUGAAGCAGAGAAAGAAGAAGCAGCAGCUACUGCCACUGCUGCCUCAGCUGUAAGUGAAUCAACUAACUCCAACAACAAAAAAGACGACUCAAAGAAAAGAGAGCUGUCAGCGGCAAAUGCAACAACCACUGGCAUUAGUGUCGUUUCGUCUGUUAUUGCUGAUGAAUCGGAUAAUACAACCUCAAGUGAAGCAACCGUAACAAAGUCCACCAAAGACGAAUCCAAGUUUAAUAAUAGCAAUACUAAUAUACAGAAGGAUAACGUUAUAAUGGAGAUUGACUUAGAUGCUGAUCAAAAUGAUAUGCAACCACCAGCCAAGAAGUUCGCUCUAAACGUCAACGAACAAGAUCUCUCCAAAGCCAGUGCAACCUAAAUGAUAGUUCGUUUAAAUACACAAACAUCUGUGGACCAAUGGUGGUGAAUAAUGCUAAAUGACACAAUGCAGGUGUUUGACACGCCUUAAGUUUUAUGCAUAUAUACAAUACAUGCAUAUAUAUUUAUAUAUAUUGAAUACUUGACGAUCCAUCCUGUUAAUUCAUGAAAUACGGCAGGAGAUACUGAAAAUUUGGUAUCAAUAGAAACCUUAACACAAUUCUUCAAAAAAAUUAAAUUCGACAAAAUUCCUUGACCCCAGAUGAGUAGCUUUAUUUCACUUGAUUUAAAAAUUGAAACUCGGAGCAACAAAUUAGUUGGGAGAUAAGUUGAACGGAUAUAGACGUCAGCAAAAUGUCAGUAUAUCUAAUGUGCGCUAUAUACUUGUAUAUAUUAUAUAUAUGAUGGCCUAUCAGGUGUUGCAUUGCCAAAUGAAUCUAAAGUUAUAUUAAGCAAUUAAUAUAUUUAUAACUUGAACCUCAAUAUAGGCAACGCGCCUGUAACACCAUGUUUUGAACAAUUAGUAACCAUAAGGCCAAAUAACAUAUUCAUUACUCGUACUUUAUUAUUUACAUUGCCAUUGUUUUCUUUCUUUUGGGUUAGUUUAUAUUUUGUUUAAGAAUUCUUAAAAGUAUCUUGUGUGAACUUUUCUUAACAAUUUUACAAUUAUUUGAGUUUUCUUACAAAUUUCUAUGAUACCUUACAUUUCCUAAACUUAGAAAACAUUAGAUGUUAUUAUCGAAAUGCUUGAUUAUCUAUUCAUAUUGCAAUUAUUAUAAAUAUGGUAUAUAAUAUAAAGCUGUGUAAUUUUCAGUUGGCUUUAUAAAUUGCACUGUGUUGUAAUUUCAUUUCUACAAAGAAGUUUUAUUGUAUUAAUCCAAGUGCUACUACAAAUAAAAUGUAAAAUAUACUUUCUUAUUUGUCUGCAUAAAUUUUAAAUAUCAGGAAACAGCAUAUUAUUUCUUAACAGUGGUGGUAAAUUUUCCUGAGGAAUAUAUGUAGGAGAGAAAUGUUGCUACUGCUAUAUAGUAGUAUAGCAGCAAAAGGAACUGGGAUAAAUCCACUUAAUAGCUUAAACACAAUACGGGCGACGACGAAUAUUCGCCGUGUAAAACACAAUACGGACGAUUUUCGUCGCAGCUAAUGUGUAUU
This is a messenger RNA of Bactrocera oleae (olive fruit fly), 4160 nucleotides long. RefSeq names its product REST corepressor (gene CoRest). The record is from RefSeq and is a predicted model, not a curated record. Gene Ontology annotation, molecular function: transcription corepressor activity. Gene Ontology annotation, biological process: regulation of transcription by RNA polymerase II; negative regulation of DNA-templated transcription. Gene Ontology annotation, cellular component: transcription regulator complex; histone deacetylase complex. Lineage: Eukaryota; Metazoa; Arthropoda; Insecta; Diptera; Tephritidae.